AUGCUCUCCGAUCUUCAUCGGCUGGAGGUUGAGGAAAUCAUUCCCUACGAGCUCAAGCAGCAGAAACUAGCGUCGCAGCCAGGCGGAACUGUAUCCUGA
Molecule: messenger RNA, 99 nt
Organism: Besnoitia besnoiti
Lineage: Eukaryota; Apicomplexa; Conoidasida; Eucoccidiorida; Sarcocystidae
Exons: 1
Coding region: 1-99 (32 amino acids)
Source: RefSeq, a predicted model, not a curated record